UUGUAAAUUGUGCAGCAGCACAAUGCUUAAAAAAAAACUGCCUUAACGCGCGCCAUAAUGGACGUCAGAACGGUUAGGUUGACGUUCUAAAUCCAUCUGAAGCACAGUAGUUGGUCAUGCAGUGGCAUGGCGACAUCCUAAAUGUGGAUAAACCAUCACUUUUAAAACUACACCUUUAUCAAUGGUCCUGGUAUUUUAACGCGUUAUGAACGUUCCAGAUGCAUACUUUUGUUCUUGGUAUGAAACCUGAUUUUUUAAAUCUGCAUGACAGUAAAGGGCAGUGGGGGACGCAGUGUGCACGCAGACUUUGCCCUAGAGCGGCAGUAUAAAGCGAGUUAUUCGAACACGUCCCGUUAUACGCAUCAGUUUCAGGUGGACUAUAGACACACUCAUGACGCUCAUUAGUUCACGAGCUUUUUCCACCCUGUCACACUGACGACACCACCCGCACAGGACAACGCUUAAGGAAAUAUCGGUCUGAAGACUAAAGGUUGAAGAUGGAGACCUUUAAUCACAAAGUUAACACUUAUAUUGACUCUUGGAUGGGACCCAGGGAUCCUCGGGUUAGAGGAUGGCUUCUACUGGAUAACUACAUCCCCACUUUUGCCUUCACUGUCAUGUAUCUUCUGAUUGUGUGGAUGGGACCAAAAUACAUGAAGAAUAGACAGCCAUACUCCUGCAGAGCACUGCUAGUGCCGUAUAACCUCGGCCUGACGCUUCUGUCCUUCUACAUGUUCUAUGAGCUGGUUAUGUCAGUGUAUCAAGGCAGAUACAACUUCUUCUGCCAGAACACCCACAGUGGAGGAGAGGCUGACAACAGGAUGAUAAACGUACUUUGGUGGUAUUACUUCUCCAAACUCAUUGAGUUUAUGGACACUUUCUUCUUCAUUCUGAGGAAGAACAACCACCAGAUCACCUUCCUGCACGUCUACCAUCACGCCACCAUGCUCAACAUCUGGUGGUUCGUCAUGAACUGGGUGCCGUGUGGCCACUCCUAUUUUGGCUCCACGUUUAACAGUUUCAUCCAUGUCCUGAUGUACUCGUAUUACGGCCUCUCUGCUGUCCCCGCCAUGAGACCAUAUCUGUGGUGGAAAAAGUACAUCACUCAAGGGCAGCUGGUCCAGUUUGUCCUGACCAUGUUCCAGACAUCUUGUGCUGUAGUUUGGCCAUGUGGUUUUCCAAUGGGCUGGCUGUAUUUCCAGAUCACUUAUAUGAUCACUCUUAUCUUACUCUUCUCAAACUUCUACAUAAAGACCUAUAAGAGCCACGCGGGAUCUCGGAAGAGCGGUCUCUCGAAUGGAUCAAUAAACAGUCACACUAAUGGAGUGACAUCCAAUGAAAAGGUUAAAUACAGGAAACCGCGCACAGAUUGAUGACCGUUCACUUACAGUCUUGUUAUUGUUAUCAGCGCAGUAGAGGAGCUUCAUGUAUGUCUAUCCAGUCACCACGCUACAGCCAUUUCAUCUUUAAAAGACUCCUCACAUUAUUGCACACUGCAACCUCACGUUAUUCAUAUUGAAUCCAAAAAUUAGGAAUUAGGGUCCAAGUUAGAGUAUUUGAUGUUUUUCAUAUAUAUAUUUUUUUCUUGAAGAACAAAGAUGGCGAACCUUAAUACUGUACUAAUUUGCACUGGUGUUUUCACCAAGCUUGUUUGUAGACAUAAAGAAGAUUGUAUUAGAGGAAUCUGACAAGUGUACAGGAGAAUGUCACACUUGUGAGCAGAUUUAAACAGUAGUAGCCUAUUCAAUGUUUCUUUAUAGCACAGGCAGAUAUAACCAUACAAAACAGGCGUAACAAUACCUGGAGAAAAAUGCAAGACAAUUAGAUUUAUGGACUAAUCGAGCGAGCUUAGUGAAUUAAUGUAUGUUUACAAAAGAAAAUGGACUGUUUAUUUUAUAUUAACAUGAAUUUAGCAUAGUUUGUUAUAGCGCUGUAUUGUAGGUAAACCUCUAGAAAACAUGUCCAGGUAAAAGUUACACGUUUGUGUGUGUCUAUUUUUCAUUCUUCCCAUAAGAUUUUUUUCCUUUUUUUUUUUUUUUUUUUACAUGAAAACUUUACUGUUCUACGAUGUGUAGAUACUUUACAAUUUAAAUAAUAUAUAGUUGUUUUUACUUUACAGUAAUGAGAAUAAGUUUUUUUUUUUUCACUCAAAUGUGCAAAAAUUUCAUUAGUCACAAGUUUAAUAGUUUUUUUUUUUUUUUUUUAAGAAAGUAAUUAUUUAUUAUAUUUUCUUUUGAUUUGUUGGAGAAAUAUGAGCCAGGCAUGACCCAGGGUUUCGAAGUCAUUGUAAAACACAUCACAUUUAUACAAUUGUUUGUUGUAUAUGAAACUGUUGGCACAGAUGGUGCUGACAUUGCAUUCUUUGCAGUGUAUUAGUGUUUCAAACUUCCACCACAGUAUCUCCAGCCUGCAGAUGCCAGUAUCAGUGUGAUGUCUCUUUAGUGCUGUUCUGUUCACCUGGCUAGUCUUGUAUGAGUCCUUUGCUGCAACAAAGAAGCAAUGAAUAGCUUCUGAUUUAUUUUCUGGUGUCAAAAAUGUCAUAACAAAUCAGUAGUUCAGCAUCGCUUUUGCGUUUACCAAAACAAUGAACAAAGGCUUACACUGUAAUUAAAAGCACAUUUAUAACUCUGUUACACUUUCCUUUUCCCUACUGUAAGUGCUGCAUGACAGGCAGUGAAGGGAAUGAGCAGUUGGACCUGUAGAAAUCAGGAUCCAAUGCGUUCCAUCAGCUUAACUCAUUCUGUGCCAGCAUUCCAGAUCUUGUCAAGCAACAUUAAUUUUGUUCUUGUGUUUGAACAAACUGUUGUUACAGUGUAUGUGUGUUAAACCAUUAAACAUAGAAAUGCAGGAAAACAAUGAAUACUACUGUGCAACUUCUGUUACUGAUUCAUAAUCAUAAUUCCUUAACAAUCAAGACAUUCUCUGUUAGUGUUCAGUUUAGGAUAAGUAAAAAUAUCUUGCAUUAUUGUAAUACCUCCCUCGAAAAUGAUAUAAUGCUGUUAAUUCAUGCUUUCAGUGCAGACUUAUAGAACCAGCCAUCCAGUGUACAAGAUACUGUUUGCUAAUAGCACAGUAGAGAAUUAAUACUGCACGUGUUAAUAAAAGACGUAAGCCAUUAACAUCAGACACAAUAACAAUAAAGUGAUUUUUAUUUGGAAAUGUA
This is a messenger RNA of Cyprinus carpio (common carp), 3163 nucleotides long. RefSeq names its product very long chain fatty acid elongase 5. Gene Ontology annotation, molecular function: fatty acid elongase activity. Gene Ontology annotation, cellular component: endoplasmic reticulum; endoplasmic reticulum membrane. Lineage: Eukaryota; Metazoa; Chordata; Actinopteri; Cypriniformes; Cyprinidae. Gene Ontology annotation, biological process: fatty acid elongation, monounsaturated fatty acid; fatty acid elongation, saturated fatty acid; very long-chain fatty acid biosynthetic process. The record is from RefSeq and is a predicted model, not a curated record.